AUGAUGUUGACGCCGUCACGUUGGCCUUCUCGUGGCUCGCCUCGUUCGGGUCUCAUUGUGCUGUCCCUUUGCUUUGCAGAUAACAUCCUGGUGGAGGCGAAGGUCAAGUUAUGGACAGCUGUAUUUCUCCUUAGCUGCAUGAUCUACUUGGUCCCCCCCUUUAUAUUUUUAGACCAGCUUUCUGCAAACAAACUCUUAGCUUCGAUCAUGUUGAAACCGAUGGUGCGAAUUGUGUAAGUAGCGUGUAGUUGUGCAGGAGGUUAACGCACUCCCACCAUCGCCGGGCAGCAUCCUGGGAAAAAUGUGGGUCAUCGUAUAUUUCUAGUAUACCGCCCGCCAUAACCCCCUCCCUGUUGUUUGUAAUUGUAAUUGUAUUCCCAUGAAUUGUACUUACAAAAAUAUUACAUAUUAUUGAGAUGAGACGAGGAGCAAGAUACUUGAAUAAACCAACACGAAGAGAUGACACUACAGAUACUUGGAUAAGGCAGAAGAGAUGACACUACUGAUACCUACUUAGAAGAUAAACCAACUCGACUUCGACUAUAGCGAAGAGAUGACACUACAAGCAAGAGCAAAAAGGGUCGAAAUAUAUAGCGGUCACAUCAGGAAGUGCAAAGGAUGAACUCUAUAACAACAGCAACCACCUCUAGUAUAGGCACAAUCAUCAUGAUCAUCAUCAUCAUCAUCAUCAUCAUCAUUAUCAUCGUCAUUCACAUGAAUACGAAUAGAAGAGGACUCUAAUCAAGGAAGGGAAUUUGCGCGGUAUCGACACUGGUGCAGCGUACCUAGGAACGAGCACGCAGAAGGCUGCUGAGAAAGAGAAUUAUGAAAACUGCAAUAUCUAUAUCUAUAAGUAGAACUACCAACCUUCCUACAACACCUAAGUACUUACAUGAUAUUGAUAGGUAGUAUCUUCCUACAUCUACAAGAACUAGUAUCUUCCUACAUGAUCUGGUACAACUUGUUCUAUCUUCUACUUCUGCCGAAUGAAGAAAAAAGGGUACUCUUACACCCACAAAAUUCUUCUUUUAAUACAAAAAUUAGACUUCUGAUACUGAUGCUGUUCUAUAUUUCUAAGUCUAAGACAAUCAUGAACAAGCGGAACAACAAGCGGAUGCUUAUACGUCAGUUCCUGAUGUCUACUCUGCAGUCUCAGACUAUUGGAUUCCCGCUGCAACCUCGUUCUUAAACGUGUACGGUGGCAACACGGACGAGCCAGAGCCGACGAAAGUCGAGGCAUUUAAGGGAAUGGGAUUGGGAAGUUUCUUUCUCUGAAUAUAAUAUUGUAGUCUACCUGGUACUUCUGAUUGUUGUUGUUCUAAAAAGGGGAUUUUUUUCGCUUGUAGUUCAGAUGAGUGCCUUAGACACGACUCAGGCGGGACUCAAUCAACCGACGACUCUCAAUGUAGUUAGUUGAAGAAAAAUGAAGAGCAAUAAUAGUCCUCUGCGACAUCAUCAAGAAGAACUUGUAGAGUUGGCUUUCAACGAGUGAUAAAACCCAUGUGUCGGCGUCGAUAUCACUGAUUCUUUCGGUACCAAUUUCAUCAGUAAUAGUUUUAGUUGUACUAGAAAUACAGUCUUUACCUACUGCUUCUAAAAUCAGUGCUUGUGAUGGUUCUUCUUCGGCUUUGGAGAUGAAGCAAUCAGCUUGCUGCGGAGGUGGUUCGGACGAUUCAUCGAAGAGCACUGCAGCUGCAAAACCUCCUGCUGAAGUCGGAACAACAACCCCAUCGGCAAGCGGAGCCCGUGCGGGUGCACCACUUAAUAAGGCCUGGGUAAGUCUUUUGAACUCGAAGUCUUGAAAUGUGUUUGAAUCUUUGUAGAAAAAUCUUCAGUUAUUAGUAAUGGAUCGUGAUGCAACUCAUCGUUAAAUAUCAAAUCUUCUACCUGAUCCUCUUCCUCGUCUUCGUCUUCUACCUGAACUGUUGUAGUUGUCUAGAACUACUAGUGGUAGUAGUCUAGAACUACUAGUGGUAGUAGUUCUUGUCAGUCUGAUGGAUGCGACAGGUAUAGGUAAUUAGUACAACAUAUAAUUUAUUAUAGAAUAGUGUAGUUAACCUAACCUAACCAGUUGUAGUACGAUCUUUUGCACUUCUGUUCUCUCUGCUUCCGAGCUUCAUCUACUUGCUAGUAGUUUCGCUAGUGGCCUUCCAGCUAAAAAGAUGAUAGUAGUUACUUUCGCUUGAAGAGGUACUCCUACAUCAUUUUUUACUUCUGCUGGUCGGGGCUUCACCCGUGGAUCUGCGAUGAGUAGAGCGGUACCUCACUAACGUGUAAGAUUGACAGUUCUCGUUGCACCGUGUAAGAUAAUUCUACUUGUUCUUGUCACAUGAAGAUAGAAGUUCUAGUUGUAAGAUAGUAGUACUAUUAGCUCAUCUUGUAGGAACGUGUAUGUACGAUGGAUCAUGAGACGAGACCUGCUCUAAUUUCCGAGGCCCUGGCGCUAGCACAACUGGCGGUGCCAGCACUGGCGCGCGCACUGGCACGGGCAGCGAUGGCGAUGGCGCUGGCGCUGGCGCUGGCGCUGGCGAUGGCGAUGGCGGCACUGGCAGGACUGGCAGGAAUGGCGCCGAGCGUCCCGAUAAAGGGACGGCUUCGGGUUUGAACAGAGACACGAAGACCUUAUUCACGGAGAAGCACGUGAACAUCGUUAAGGCUUCCCCUAAUCCAUCUCCAUAGAAGGGAUCCCUCAACCAUAUGCAAGGGCCCAUAUGCCUAUUCUGAAAGAUGUUACUUUUGUGAAAAAGACAAUCUGGCCUUUGGUCUUCCCCGGUCCAUCUCAAUACUAUGUACUGAAAGCGCCCCGAACUUGAUCCGAACUUGGGGGCGCAACUUUCUCCGAGGGCACGCAGAGGCAUGCCAAUGCAUGAUUUGGUCAGGGAUCUCUGUCUACAGGGAUGAACUACGCCGGAGCGGUCUAAUGUCCGUGCUCAUGUCACGAACGCUGCCUGGGGUAAGGGCGAUGACCCUUACAAGUGCCUUAUGAUCUUUGGAGCAGCACAGUUCUACAUUUAUCUUUUUUUGUUUACCUCCUGGAGUUGAAGUUGAUUAAUGGUUGGUGGUGCCUCUGUGGCUACUUACACAUAUUCGCCUGAGGAUACGGGUCAAACAGUGGCUGGUGAUUAUACAGUCAACUCCUUCUAUCCUAUCUAUCUCGCUACAAGUACAACCUCCUCACACACAUCUUUCUGCCAACUAGACAAGCACCCCUAGAUACAACAUCUGAGCUUGAUCCCUCGUAUUUAAUCGCUGUGAGCCUCCAGGUGCAGUUUCUAUCUAUGUAAGUAUUAUGAGCGUCAGUCUUAUAUAUUUACUUCCCCAGCCAUUUUGGCUCACGCUUCUCAACGUUAUGAUCAAGAUCGAGCAAGUCAAUGCUUUGCACCCUCUGGAUAAAAAAGUUAUUUCUAAUAUCCCUGCAUCUGACGAAGAAAAGGAUGCUGUUGCAACUCCGAAGAUGGAAACGAGUUUCGCUUUGAUGGACCAGUCGAAAAAGAAUACCUUGACGACAAACAAAAACACUUUGCAAAUUACGAGAGACUCUUUUCCUAUCCUACUUGUCCUAUCCUAACCUAUGCAUGCUAUCCUAGUAACCUAUGACAACCUAUGCUACCCUAUCCUAUCCUGCUAUCCUAUCCUAUACUAUCCUAUCCUAUCCUAUUUCCCACUUCAAGUUCUUGACUGUCCUCUUACUUGUAGCCUCUUUACUUAUAUCAUUUAAUGACAUUACGUAGACUGAUGCGACUGACUCUGACGCUGACCCCAUUGACAAAAAGACAACCGCUUGCUAUACUAAUUCGAGAGAACAACCAACAACAACGAUAUUAACAAAAAUGCGUAUUUGAGUUUGAUGUUAGAGGUUUCAUUAUUAUUUGACCAGUAGUCGCGAGAGCCGAGCACUUCACCGAGGCACGCACAGGGCUGUUGGACAACACGCGGCGCCUAGAAUAGAAGGGUCCCAAUUAGCAUGGCCAUGAAAUUACUCUAAACGCUGUUUUACAUCUACAUGCUUUCUUUUUUGCUUCUUCUAGUUAGGUUGGCUCCACCACUAUUAUUUGACCAGCAGUAGUUGCUGUUCAUCCUCAACAUCCAGCGUUUUUGCUGUUUAUUCAGAGAAGAUGUUACCUCAAGUAGUGGAUACUGUUAUUCAGCGAUAUUCUUCUAAUCUUGGUCUCGGCUGUACGGAUCCGAGCAACGAGGAGUAUAAGCAGUUGGAACGCUUGUGGGCGGAAGAAAAAACUGCAGAUCAUUAAGGCUUGCGCUUUUUGUGACUUCAUCAAUUUGUUGCUGUUUUAUAGAUGAAAAAUAGGAAGUUAUACAUAGUGUCUUCUGGUCUUAUCCACCCUUUACAACUGCUGCUGUUUCAUAAAUCUUGUGUUCUAGCGUCUUCUGAUCGUAUCCACCCCUUACAACUACUUAGAGGUUUCUAUUACUUAGAAACUUCUUGUCGGGGGAGAAGAUCAGAAGCCAAGAGAGCACUCAAACUAUACAUACAACUAAGAGGACCUCGACGUCAUCAAAAUCAAGUAUCACUUAAAAUAAUUUGAGGGAUCACAACUUCAAUAGCGUUUAUUAAAGAAGGCACAUUGCACAACGAACUUGAAGUAGGAUAACCAUUCUGGAAUUAUAAGCAUAGAAAUUGAACAAUAUUACCCGUACAACUACUGAAAAUAGGCGAGUAGGUAUCUGAAGUAACCGAGUAUCUGCGCAGAUAAUUAUCUAUGCUACUCGGUUAUUUCAGUUUUUUGAGUAGCUCUAAAGAAAUUUGGAUUUGGAGACAGUUCUCGGUCGAACGGCAGAUGGUGCUGUGCUCACGCCCACCCCUUGCGAAUACGUUGCCUUGCAGAAUUUCGCGGUGGUACUAGAUUUCGACUUCUACAGGCCUUGAACUUGAUCCAUCUUGGUUCAUCUAAAUUAUAUUGCUUUUGCUCCAUCUCAAUUUAACAGAAAAGUGUAUCCGGAAAAGUUUAGUUGUUGAGUGUGAGUAAUGGUUUUGGUUAUGGUUUUCUGUCUACUUAUAAGCAGUGAAUGUAAAAAUUCAUUCUCAUUCAUUGGUUCAUCUCUUCAGCUUAGAAACAGAAAAGUGAAUGUUGUAAUUUAUUGGUUCAUCAUCUUGUUUUUCAGAAAAACGAGUUGGUUGUUGUGACGAUGUUUUACGCAUAUUGGUGUACGCAUUGCGAAACUUUUCAUUCGAAAUUUGCUGACGCCGCGAAGCAGAUCAUGCUCAGAGGCGAUGAGACAGAUAAGAAAUUCCUCUUCCUGGGUGUGCAUUGCGAAGCACAUUGCGUUGGAAGUUUUUUUAUGAACUACGGAUCGAUGGAUAUUGGAUCAUGAGGAUGUGGAAUUGAUGCUUAUCUUUAUCAGAUGUUCAACAUGUUGUAGGAGCAGUGGCUUUCCUUAUUUCUAGUGAGGGCUCCACUGGAUACAUACCACUGGAACCUUUAUCUACUUUAUCAGUUGUUGUUGUAUCACAAGAAAGUAAAGAGGGGUCACUUCAUAGUCUCAUUGAGAAUUGGAACUUUUGUUGUUGCUCGUAGUCUUUGGCCUAGAAGCGCUGUAGCUUUCGCUUCAAAACUUAUUUUCAUCGAGUUUGAGUUUGAGAACACCGAUGAAAAUAACCUCAAAAGACUCGUCUGAAUUAUUUUCUUCAACUACCACCUCGACCUAGACCUACAUUGUUUUUGUUAAUUUCGAUAGAUCUUCAUCUUCUUGUUCAUCUUGUUGAUCCCUUUCUACGGCAUGUCCCUUUUUCCGCUCUGUUCUUCCCUCCGCUCUGUUCCUCUUUCUGCCUCCUUGUUCCUCUUUCACCUGCCUACUUGUUCCUCUUCCCGCCUUGUCCCUCUAAUCGCCUGUGCGGGACAGUCAUCAACCUUUAUCCGACUAUUGUGUUUCAGAUGAUAAGCGAAGGAGAACCCGUAUGGGGAAGUGGUCUUCCUCAUCCUAAGGAUGGUGCUGCGCUUGCAGACAUCCUCCGCGCUAUGUAUGACAAGGAACAAAAAACGGUACUUUUUUUUUCUUUAGUAUGCCAAUUGUUGGUCUCAACUGCAUAGGAGAAGGUCACGAAUAGAACAUGAAACAGGAAGUGCUAUGCUAACGGCCUAUAGAUGCGUCGGUCAUGACAUGCAGCUCUCGCAUGUUUCGGUUCAUUUGAUGGCAUAUCCAGCCUAUACGCUCACUCCGUCAUAAGUGAGCCUACUCCUAUCCUAUCCUAUGCCAGAGCAUUCUAUAGCACGCAUGGCGCACGGAGUGGCAUGGAGUUCAUGGAGCGCAGAUCCAGAAGGGACGCAAGAGGCGCCCCCUUUAGCUCCAUGCGGUCCAUGCACUCCAUGCCAAGCGAGCUGGCAAAUCUUAAAAAUUACUCUGGUAUACCUACUUAGGUAACUGAAAGCGAAAGCGUUUGCGUCUGAUGCGAGGACAAGUCUUCAACGUGAAGCUGAAAGCUUUACUUCUUGUGCAUCUUCUUCCUUAUAAUAAAUAAGUAGAACAAUUGACCCCACGUGAAGAUAAUCUCAAAUAGAAUAAAAAUGAUAACCCCAACAGCACGACGUGAUAAAGAGCUCAAAUUCCUGAACAGAAUAUGAAUUAUAUCACGAUCACCUGUACGUGAUAAUCUCAAAUUAAUAGAAUUUAUGAUUAUGAAUAACAAUAACCCCCAAUGAAAUAUGACACAUCAUACUCCACAUACGCAUGACAAUACUUAUGAUAAUCACAGGCUGGCAGUGUUUUGACGUUGUCUACUAUGAAGGGUGAAGCUGACCCUUUUGCCGGAUUUGGCGCCAUUGGUGAUGAGCCCGUGGUGGCUUACACUAUUAUGACAUGAACUGACACCUUAGAAUCCUAGAUACUGUGAUUUCUCUUAGAUACUGUGAUACCUUAGAAAUAAGAACCUGCAUACAACUGUGACUUCUUUUAGUUAGAUACUGUGAUUUUCUCUUAGAAACCUAGGUACAUAGUAUUCGUAGAUAACUAGGGAAGUAAUUAUGACUACAUGAAAGGGCAUCAACUAUGACCCGAAGAUCUUGUUAAUGUAUCAUCUCUACUUUUUUGGAUUACUAUGCUGCUCCUGCUGUGGUGGAUUUGUAUCAUUUAAUGUUUCGGUCUCUCUGAGUAAGUCAACAGUAGUUGUACUAAAGUUGUGAAGUAAUAGUAAGAAAGUAUUAGUUUUAGUAUCUUUCACUUUCAGCAGGCUAGAAAAGCGGGUAGAACUCGUCAGGGAAAUCUUAGGCAUCUUGCCGAAUAGAUUCAAAUCGUCACCUUUCACUCUCAGAGUCAGAGUAACAGUAAGUCCUCGUCUGAUUACAAUUUUCCGCCGACUAGUACUAACAAGAAUACUGAGUGUUAACUACAUUUUCUGUAAGAGUGAGGUCGUCGUUGUUGUACUUGUAAGUAGGUAGUCGUACUAGUGCUAACUUCUACUCUAUUCAGUAGUCUACUUUACUCAGUAGUUGUUCUUGUACUGUACACCACGUCGCUGGGAACGUGAUAUUCAGCAACUCCAUCCCCUCUAAGACUCAAUUCCUGACGAUGAACGCGGAUAAAGUCCAGUCCGGUUGGCCUGAUAACGAUCGCAGCUACUACAACAAGGUUCAAGAAAAAAAGCUCUCGGGUGACGUUUAUGCUUGUCAUGCUCUUAUUAGAAAUCUGAAACCUAAACGUACGUGUGAGGGUAGGUAGCUCUAGCUCUGGGGCUAGCUUUGCUCACGGCCUCCAAAGAUGAUGUCCGUAUCAUUGUCUCUUCCUUUUCUAACAAAAGAAGAUCCAGAUGCAAGGCAUGGACAAGGAAAAGGCAAAGCAGGUCCUGCACCAGUUCACUCCGAUCAACCUCGUCAAGCUUUACAAUUACGGCACCAGCAACUUAAUACUGAAGAUAGUAAUAGUAUGUUGUUCUUGUGCAUGACAAGGACAAUAUCUUCGUAAUAGUAUGCUAUGUGUAUGACAAGGACGAUGAUUGCCCGGGACCACUCAUACCUAUGCAUACAAAGGCAGUAGUACUAGCGUGGAUAAAAAAAAUGGAUCGUCCUAAUCAUGUUGAUGCUAAUCCAUAUUUACAGCCACAGGCUCAGAGGUGUGAUCCUGAUCGGUCCUGGAGAUUAUGAGGGUUUAUUCUUAUUGCAAGGGGAAAAGGAAAAGGACGAACACGAAAACGUUUUUUCUAGUUCUAAUACAAUCCUGACGGCGAGACGAAUAUGUCUCCCGAACAGGAAAAGCGGCUGGAGGAAGUCGGAAAACAGGUCACCAAGAUCGGAGAACAGGUCAUCAGCAAGGCUACUGCGAAGUUAAGAAUUGGAAGAAUUAUUUUUCUUAGACUACUUUUUUAAUAUGAAACAAGUCAUGUUGAUAUUGAUUACAUUUCAAAAGUCAUAAUUUUAAUUACAUUUUUAAGAACGAACAAGAAACUAUGAUUAUCUUCUUCAAGACCCCAUCCUCCUGAACACCUUGAACAGAAGUAGCAAUACCCUCAACAGGAGAACUAACAAUUACAAUACCCUCAACAGAAGUAGCAAUACCUUCAACAGGAGAACUAACAAUUGCAAUACCCUCAAGAGAAGUAACAAUACCCUCAACAGGAGUAACAAUACCCUCAACAGAAGUAGCAAUACCCUCGUCCUCCCUCUUCUAAGUUCCGAAAAUAUGUUGACAACUUCGCUUCUGUUUUUCCUGAAGUUUCUGGCGAAGCCGCAGCACAUGAGCGCGUUGCCAAUGGGCGGAGAAUCGGGACAGGAGAAACUUCUUGCGUUUCGACGUGUUGUCCUCGCUACCUUGUCGUCUGUUUUCUUUAUGAUUCCUUUUAAAAGUAGUUUUUAAAGGGCAAGGGGUGCUGGGGAAACAAGAAACGACAGGAUAGAAUAAUCUUCAUCAAUUUCGAAUAUCUCGCCCUCACGUUCACGACAAUUUGAUGAAGUUAGCAAUUCAAUUUGAUGUCAAUUUCGACUUCGAGUGACAGUCUGACUGGUAACUAUGUAUGAUAUCUUCUUUUUGCGUUUGCAUUGUCUACUUUCUAUCACAAUGUUGUACCCGUUAGGUUCUUUAGAAGUUAUAACUAUAGCUGUAAAUGUACAGUGUCAUCAGCCUCAGCCUCAGCUGCUGAGCACUCUCUUUUUCUCGUACGACCUUACAGUCUCAGCACUCGUCGUGGUCGUCUCUAGUACGGCGGAGCACUCGUCGUCUCUAGUAGGUAGGAUCAGCGUCACCCCCACCACCUCGUCUCAGCACUCGUCGUCUCUAGUAGGUAAGAUCAGAGUCACAGUCUCCCUCACCAGAACGUACUAGCAGUAAAACUGAUCCUCUUCUAAUGUGGCACCAGAGAAACUACAGAAGAGCAAGGCUCUCAGCCUCAAUCUUAAGGAUGAAAAGACCGGGACCGGUGGAAGUGUGGAUCUUACUGGCGCUGACACCGUCAGCACCAAUAUGCUGAUGGGCGCCGCGCAUUUACUUGGGAGGAUCAAUGGCUUAUGAAAGGCGAAGUGGUACUAGAGAUAUAUGAAGGUCAUUCCUUUUCUUGCGCUAAGAAAGACGAAAGGUGAAGAAGUAGGAAAAGAUAGACAUAGAAGAAUGAUGUUCAUGAUCUUUCUACAAGAAGUCAUGAUGUAGCAUUUUAUUAGCAGAAGAUAGCUGAUGUGUACGUGAUCUACCUGUACCUGGUGAAUUCAAAUUCAUUCUUGUUCUUCUGGAACUCCUUCAUAUGAUCGAAGUCGUCAUCAUCAUCGUCAUCAUCAUCAUCAUCAUCGUGCGCGCUCGUACUCAAGGCGUUGGCUUUUUUUUGCCAAAUACAAGAUGCGUGAUGUCUGGGGCUCAUUAGUGACGACUACUUCUGUAGGCUGACUUCUACAUACAAUAUCCCACGUGCACGUCGGACCACCUCUAACUCCGGUGACACCGAAUCCGAGCCACAUUGCAACCGGGACAGAGGGAGGAGACCCGCACCGCCCGGAAUUGGCGAUGGGCUCCCUUUCUCCACAGACCGCAGCGGACGGUACUCUUGCUUAAGGCAACAAUACAGCACACCUGUUGGCUGUUGAACAGAAUAUAGAGACGACCCCUCAUGAUAAUAGUUGCCAGCAAGUGGCAACACUUGUGCUAAGUGUAACUUCUAACUAGAACCAGUAAUCUAUCUAGUACUUAUUUCAUCAACAGAUUCUGAUACACCAGAUAAAAAAAGACUGAAAUACAGACUAAUAUCUUAGCAAGUUAAUCAAAGUCAACAUGUUCAUGUUGGUCAGUAUCAAAUGAUUGUAACGGUGCGUCUACUUCUAUGUGUUUUACUAUCUAGUUAUAGGUGUAGCAAGGGGUGUACGAUUUGCACGUGUUGUACUAGGUGUACCAGCAAAAUGAAAAUCCAGACAGUAUAGCUGCAACUGCAAGGAUUAGCAACAUCAACAUACUACUUGAGUUCUAGUUCGUGUGUCCUGUCCUCUAAUUCACAAAGGCGCAGCACCAGUUGCGAACGGAGAUGAUCAAUGCCAAAUUGGACAUCAAUCCGCAAGGUAAAGAUCUCACCGCGGACGAUGUCAGCUUCUUUUGUUAUGAAGACUGUGUGAGAAGUGAACAGGCCAACGCUUAAACAACUGAACCAAAAACACUUAGAAACUUUGAAUGUAACAGACGGUUGCAGGAGUCGGACAAGUAUCGCCAGAAUUUGAGUAAGUCUCUUACUCUUGUUCUCAUCGACUUGAUAUUGAUGCAUGUGCUUGUUGCUACUAUCUAUUGUUCCUCGACGGACCGGCGUGCCAUCUUGUUAUCCGUCCUUAGUAAUAAAUCCGUACCAUUGUAGUUGUAUGACCCUCAUCUUCCUUCCCUCGUAAACGUUUUUUGUCCCAUAGCACUUCAUCUUUGUAAUCUCACUCCAUUUCUUGAAAUUCAAAGGUCCCCAACAUGCUUAGUAUCCACUCUCUAACUUUGGUCCAUUUUCCAUUUCGUUGCUGUGGCCAGCGCGACGCCUGAGAUGGCCUUCAGGUUUAUUGACGAGGUGAUGAAACACUGGAUGCUCUGCAGCCAAUGUCGCCGCCACUACAUGCAGGACCCACUUGCACGUCGUGCACUGAAAUCAGCUGCGGACCCGGCAACGGGAGAUAAGAAGAAAUUCAUUUAUGAUGAUGAGGAUGAGCUGGAAGAAGAAAAUAGAAGUACUAGAAUGAAUUGGAAUUCAUCUAUGAUAUGUUGUGCUAGAAGAAAAUGAAAAAGCUACUGUAGAAGCAAGUAAGAAGUAAAGGUUAAGAUAUCAUCUUAGCUUUGGAUGAACAUGAAGAAAACAAACAACAAGUUUGUAUAUUACCGGAUUAUCUGUGUAAGACUUCUUCUCUUUCCUCUUUUCCUUCAUUUCUUCCUGGCUUUGUGGCGAUUUCACAACGACGUUUCAGUUCGCGUGCAAGUCGAAAAAGCAGUUGGCAAUUCCUGCAGCACUGGAGCACCGGCGGAUGCUGCAAAGCCCAAAAUCGAAGAUCGCCGUUGGCCUUCCUGCAAGCUUUGCCCGGAUUGCUAUCAUGCAGAAAAGUAUAUGUUGCUCAUCUUUUUGUUUUUGAGUUUGAGAUGAUUAAAGAUAAAGAAUUAAGAAAUCCAUUCGCAUUCUUAUCGUAAAAAUGAAGAGCCCGAAGUAGAUCUUCUUGUUCGUUGUUUAUUUUCACAACAUAAUAAAUCUACUUUUCAGACUACUUACAGACUAUUUCGAAGACUACACAUUAGAAGGAUUAGACAUACUUAUCCAUAGAAGUGAUAGAGAUAGACUCGAUCCUCCUCCAUUUUCAAAUUCUUCUAACAGAUGCACGGACAGCACCGGUGCAGCCGCUCCUGCCGCUGCGACUACCUGGCCCCAAACAGCGGAAUGCGAAUCACUCAUGUCGAAGAGUGUUGAGCGCCCUCAUGCACAAGAGGAAGAGGCAGAUGCAGUCUUCAACCUAGAUAAGACCCACGAAUUCCUCGUGUCCAUCUACGGAAUCGAAUGA
Molecule: messenger RNA, 11936 nt
Organism: Amoebophrya sp. A25
Lineage: Eukaryota; Dinophyceae; Syndiniales; Amoebophryaceae
Source: the annotation of a GenBank genome assembly